Desarmillaria tabescens is the source of this 1389-nucleotide messenger RNA. RefSeq lists its product as uncharacterized. The transcript is spliced from 9 exons. The record is from RefSeq and is a predicted model, not a curated record. The coding region runs from base 1 to 1389 and encodes 462 amino acids. Lineage: Eukaryota; Fungi; Basidiomycota; Agaricomycetes; Agaricales; Physalacriaceae.
AUGAGCAUGCUUUCUGCUCGCUCACUAUAUCUCUGUGCUGUAGUCGCAACACCGUUCAUCAAUGAUGCUGCCAGCGAGGGCGACGACAAAGGUGAUGAGGAAGAAUAUGACACUUACACAUCUUGUGACAUAGAGCAGGAGAUAGCAAUCCAUGAGGUCGAACCAACACCGCAGGACAACAAUUCAAACCAUCAUGACUUAGAACAGUGGCUUAAAGAACUGUUGGAAAGAUAUAGGAAGUCUCGUGCUCAGGCAGUUAUGGGUAUCUGGUUUUUGAAAUGCUCGACAUGGUGGAUUGGUGGACCUGGCAACAUGAAGGAUACACAUACUUGGGGCUAUGAAACACUCGUGGUGCCUCGCCUGUUGGAUUCCCUGCCUGUGAAGCACAAAUGGCAAAGCACUCAUCCAGAACCAAGACUCUACAAGCAAGCCGACUAUGUCUCACUGGUGCAGGCUACAAAAAUUCAUGAUUCAAUCUCUUGGUCACAGGCAAAACCUUUCUUGGAGUGUGGUCAUCCACUUGUUUGGACUGGUCCGUUGUUUCCCCCUGUGCAUGAAUGGGUCUUUCAACUGGGAAUGUCUGUCUGUUUUGGCAAGAACAAGACACUGGGUCUGGUGGAAGUGGUAUCAUGCAAUGUCCUCAAGCUGGUGGACUUGAAUGGGGGCAGUUCAACUAUUGUGUCCUGGCGAGAUGUUUGUAAGGACAUCCAGGUCGGCGACUACGUUGAGAUCACUGGGCUUGUUACAAUAGGCAGUUGGAUCAACCAUGUCAAAGGCAACAACGUGAACAUUAUUCAACAAGCACAUCUCUUGUCAAACGCAUCAUCCAGUGAUGCCAAUACCAUUGAAGUUGGGAAUGACUUUGUUACAAGAACCACCCAUUGUAACUGUGCAGUGGUCACCACACCACCCCAUUCCAAGGCAAUGGUGACCCCCCUUAGCAUUCAAGAGCAUCAAGUAUCAGUUCCAUGGUGGUACCAGCUUGACACGGCUUCAUACUGGUGGGAGCAUCCUGAUCUUUGCAACAAAGAGAUGCAUGUCUUCCUGCCUUCGCACAAGAAAGAGGUCAUGGUGAAGGUGAUGACACUUGGAGGCCAAGUCGCUUUGGCCAGAACCUUUUUUUCCAAGCCUGCGGCCAUGGACUAUACACAGGUUAGGAUCUGGCAUCCUCAUCAACGUGAUUAUGAUCUGUGGCUAAUCAUCCAUGGAGAACAUGUCGUCCGAAUUGUCCAUGUCAAACCUGGUGAAGUGAACACCCCUACUGAUAUUACGAUUUGCCUGCCUGCGACACACCUGGUGUUGGUACCGGAGCAGCCAGAUGACAAGAAGCUAAAUGAUGACCUAAAGCAGACUUUGAGGAAACAGUUUGAGGAACAUCCAAAGUUGUGA